This is a messenger RNA of Blastocystis hominis, 371 nucleotides long. RefSeq lists its product as hypothetical. The record is from RefSeq and is a predicted model, not a curated record. Gene Ontology annotation, biological process: ribosomal small subunit assembly; translation. Bases 168 to 323 code for a protein of 51 amino acids. The transcript is spliced from 3 exons. Lineage: Eukaryota; Bigyra; Opalinata; Blastocystidae. Gene Ontology annotation, molecular function: RNA binding; structural constituent of ribosome. Gene Ontology annotation, cellular component: ribosome; cytosolic small ribosomal subunit.
UCAAUUCUCAUCAAUAUUGCAAGAAUGGUAGGUUUCAAUGAGCGUGGAGAUGGUGUCUGAGCAGUUGCUUACCGAUUUAGGUGAACGAUCUUCGUUAUCCUAGUGCUGAGGAAGAGGCUCAGAAGCACAAGCUGAAGCGUCUUGUUCAGGCUCCCAACAGCUUCUUCAUGGAUGUGAAGUGCCCCGGAUGCCUCACCAUUACGACUGUUUUCAGCCACGCCCAGACUGCUGUCGUCUGCGAGAACUGCAAUGCUCUGCUCUGCACCCCCACUGGAGGCAAGGCGCGCGUUGUAACUGGUUGCUCCUACAGACCCAAGAAGUAACGGGGAGAACCAUGUGAUUUGAAAAGCAAAGAUUAUUCCGCUUUGGUU